GGUAUCCCUACGCAGUGGCGCGCCUUUCAGCGAGAGGGAAGCGUGUCGUAUGAUUUUAGUGUCAUGCGAGUCAAAGUUUACAUGUUUUUCUCGAAUUGUCAUUGUUAAUCCCAUUAAUUAUCAUAUGCGGACUUUAUUGUGAUUAUGUGUUAUCAUCUCAUGUGUGCUCGAGGUGUGUGAUAAGGGUGUUGUUUCAUGGUGGGAGUGAGGAAAGGGGGACAAGAUGGGUGACAGUUUCCUGCACCUGGGUGACAUCGUGUCCCUGUUCGCGGAGGGCUCUGUGGCAGGAUUCCUCAGUACCUUAGGGUUGGUAGAUGACAGGUGCGUUGUUUGCCCUGAGGCAGGCGACCUGACUGAUCCGCCCAAAAAGUUCCGGGAUUGCCUGUUCAAGAUAUGUCCUAUGAACCGCUACUCCGCUCAGAAGCAGUUCUGGAAUACUGCCAAGCAAUCCGCCAAUGCCAGCGCCGAUACAGAUACCGGACUGCUGAAGAGGUUGCAUCAUGCCGCUGAGAUAGAGAAGAAGCAGAACGAGAUGGAGAAUAAAAAACUACUGGGAACAGUGGUACAGUAUGGCAGCGUCAUACAACUGUUGCAUGUCAAAUCUAACAAAUAUUUGACUGUUAAUAAACGAUUACCCGCGUUGCUGGAGAAAAAUGCAAUGCGGGUGCAUUUAGACGCAAACGGUAAUGAAGGCUCGUGGUUCUAUGUAAUACCAUUCUACAAACUCCGGUCGACUGGGGACAAUGUGGUGGUCGGCGACAAGGUUAUAUUGAACCCGGUGAACGCCGGGCAACAGGUCCUACACGUGUCCUCUAACCACGAGCUGCCGGACAACGUUGGAUGUAUGGAGGUGAAUGUAGUAAAUUCAUCGACGUCAUGGAAGGUGACCCUUUUCCUAGAACACAAAGAGAACCAGGAGGAGAUGCUCAAGGGUGGUGACGUAGUACGACUUUUUCACGCGGAGCAAGAGAAGUUCCUCACGAUGGACGAGUACAGACGAAGGCAACACGUCUUCCUCAGGACCACGGGCCGGUCGAGCGCCACCGCCGCCACCAGCAGUAAAGCCUUGUGGGAGAUUGAGGUAGUACAACACGACCCGUGUAGAGGAGGCGCGGGUCACUGGAACUCGAUAUUCCGUUUCAAGCACCUCGCUACCGGACACUACUUAGCCGCCGAAGCUUGUAUUAAACAAUCCGAGAAUAUGAUGGAAAAUGAGGGGUUGAACUCGGAGCCAGCGUACCAGCUCGUGUCGGUGCCGCACUCGUCGGAGAUCGCCACGCUGUUCGAGCUGGACCCCACCACCAUGACGCACUCCGACGCGCCCGUGCCGCAGAGCAGCUACGUCAGAUUACAGCAUCUCUGCACGCACACUUGGGUGCAUUCGACGUCAAUACCGAUCGAUAAAGAAGAAGAAAAGCCAGUUAUGUCGAAGGUGGGAUGUUCAGUAGUGAAAGAGGACAAAGAGGCAUUUGCUCUGAUAUCGGUAUCUCCCAGCGAGGUCCGGGACCUGGACUUCGCCAACGACGCCUGCAAAGUCCUCUCCGCAUUGUCAACCAAACUGCAUCACGGGAAUAUUGAACACAAUGAAAUGAAAGCAUUGACCUGCCUCCUUCAAGACAUAGUAUACUUUAUAGCAGGCUUCGAGAACGAACCCAACAAGUGUAAAGCCCUCGACCUGGUUGUGGAAAAUCCAAAUCGCGACAGACAGAAGCUACUACGUGAACAGUAUAUAUUAAGACAGCUCUUCAAAAUACUCCAGGGUCCCUUCCAAGAAUCCCCGGAGGGAGAGGCGUUCCUUAAGAUAGAGGAACUGUAUGAUCCCCGUUAUGCGCCGUAUAAGUUCAUCUUCCGUCUCUGCUACAGGAUACUUAGACUCAGUCAGCAAGACUAUCGGAAGAAUCAGGAAUAUAUCGCAAAGCAUUUCGGAUUCAUGCAAAAACAAAUAGGAUACGACAUACUCGCAGAGGACACGAUCACGGCGCUGUUGCACAACAACAGGAAGCUGCUGGAGAAGCACAUCACGGCCUCGGAGAUAGAGACGUUCGUUGGCCUGGUCAGGAAGAAUAUGAAGACCUGGCAAUCCCGUUUCUUAGACUAUCUGAGUGACUUGUGCAUCUCCAACAAAAAAGCUAUCGCUGUGACACAGGAGUUAAUCUGCAAGAGUGUGCUCUGUGCUAACAACGCUGACAUUCUUAUUGAGACAAGACUUGUCUCCACAAAAUACGAGAACAUCUCGGAAAUCGACGACUCAGGUAACAAAUACUCGGUAGAAGACGACGUUAUGUUGCUUUGGAACAAUAAAAAGAGUUCCCGGCUACUAUCUUCGUUAGCAUCAGAAGCGGCAGCGGAUCCACGCAGCGAAGCCGCAGCCAUCUUGGACUACUACCGACAUCAACUGGACCUCUUUUCCAACAUGUGCCUCAACAGGCAGUACCUGGCGCUCAACAGCUUGUCGCAGCAAUUACAGAUUGAUCUCAUACUCAAGUGCAUGUCGAACGGCGCGCUGUCGCACGAGGUGCGCGCGUCGUUCUGCCGCCUCAUGCUGCACCUGCACGUGGACCGCGACCCGCAGGAGCCCGUCACGCCCGUCAAGUACGCGCGCCUGUGGGCCGAGGUCGCCGGCACCAUCCACGUGCACGACUACCAGUGCGUCAAGGGCGGCCCGGAUGCUACGAGAGAGAAGGUGAAGGAGCAGUUCGCCUCGACCAUCCGCUUCGUCGAGAACUACCUGUGUAACGUGGUCACAAGGACGUGGUACUUCAGUGACCACGAUCAGAACAAGCUCACCUUCGAGGUGGUCAAGCUAGCCAGAGAAUUGAUUUAUUUUGGAUUUUAUAGCUUCAGCGAUCUCUUGCGUUUGACCAAGACACUGCUCAGUAUACUGGACUGCGUGACGGCUAUUGAUCUGCUCAACGAGACCAGCGCGCUCACGGGAGAGGUCGAAUCUCAGGAAAGUGAAAUAAAGAAACCGGAGGGCGGCGUGCUGCGCAGCAUCGGAGACAUGGGCGCCGUGAUGACGUCCAUCACGCUCGGAUCGGUUGCACGUAAUGUGGCGGGCGGCGCGGCGCGCUCGCCGUCGGCGCUGGCGCUGGCGCGCAAGCACCCGCUCGUCAUGGAGACCAAGCUCAAGAUCAUCGAGAUCCUGCAGUUCAUACUCGACGUGCGACUGGAUUACCGUAUCAGCUGUCUGCUGUCUAUAUUUAAGAAGGAGUUCGAACAGUCUGAUAAAGCCGAUAACAUCGGUAGAGCAGACGUGGAAGCGAUUGGACUGCAAGCUGAAGGCAUAUUCAGUUGUCGAGCAAUACAGACUGUGCCUGACAACUGUCUUCCAAAAAAUGUAGAUUUAGACGGUUUGGACUUGGAUGAAUGCGGAGGUCGUAUGGUCCUUCGCGUGUUACUGCAAUUGUGCUCCCAAGGUGCCUCAGCUUCUCUGGUCUCUGGGGCUUUAGCGUUGUUGUUCAGACAUUUCAGCCAACGACAAGAAGUCCUGGCAGCCUUUAAACAAGUACAACUCCUCGUAUCAGACGCAGACGUAGAAUCUUACAAGCAGAUCAAAGCCGACUUGGACGUGUUACGGCAAAGUGUGGAAAAGUCUGAGCUGUGGGUGUUUAAUAAAGGUCGCGCUGGAGCAUUGGACGACCAUAGCGAUAUUAAAGGUACGGUGGGUCCUGGUGGGGCAGUUUUGGAAAGGAAUGCGUCCCUCGACAAUGUCUUAGACACCUCAAGGUCCACGAAACAUGACCACAUGAACGAAUAUAACAAGAUCAAGGAGAUCCUUCAACGUAUGAUCAAAUAUUGCACGCAAGGCAACAACAGUGCCGGCGAGGCGGGGGAGACCAGUCGCCCGCGGAGACACGAGCAGCGGCUGUUGCGCAACAUCGGCGUACACAACAUCGUGCUGGACUUACUGCAGGUUCCUCACGACGAGGACGACGCCGCGAUGGACGAACUACUCGCUCUCGCCCACGAGUUCCUGCAACACUUCUGCCAUGGCAACCAGCAAAAUCAGGCCAUCUUACACAAGCACCUGGACCUAUUCCUCAACGCCGGGAUCCGCGAGGCGCAGACGGUGUGCGCCAUCUUCUCGGAGAACGCGUCGCUGUGCGCGCACGAGGGCAACGAGAAGGUGGCGGCGCACUUCGUGCACUGCGUGGAGGCGCGCGGCCGCCGCCCCGCCUACCUGCGCUUCCUGCGCACCAUCGUGCGCGCCGGCGGACAGCACAUCCGCCGCAGCCAGGACCUCGUCAUGCAGGAGAUGGUGAACGCGGGCGAGGACGUGCUGGUGUUCUACAACGACAAGGUGUCCUUCAACUACUUCCUGCAGAUGAUGCGUCUGUACCGGCGCACGGGCGAGAUGCCGGAGGCUCUGACAUACCAUAUAGACCUCGUGAAGCUCCUGACGUGCUGCACUCUGGGCAAGAACGUGUACACCGAGAUCAAGUGCCACAGCUUGCUACCCCUGGACGACAUCGUGGCUAUGAUCACUCACGCGGACUGUAUCCCAGAGGUAAAAGAAGCGUACGUAGGUUUCCUGAACCAUUGCUACAUCGACACCGAGGUAGAGAUGAAGGAGAUAUACUCCAGUAACUACAUGUGGGACCUGUUCGAGCGAUCCUUCCUGCAAGACAUGCUCGCGAUCCUACAGCCGGAGCCGCAGACAUCUGAGCCUGGCUCAUCGGUGCGCGCGUCGGGCAGCUCGAAGCAGGCGUGGGUCAACUACGUCACGGACGUGCUCGUGCACACCAUCUGCACGUUCUUCAACUCGCCCUUCAGCGACCAGAGCACCACCGUGCAGGUGACACAAGAUGUAGAAAGGAACAAAUUAUUUACACGAUUAAAGUUCACGUCCACGCGAGUUCCUAUUAAGGAUCCAUCGAUAUUCGUGAAGCUGCUUCAAACCACUUUCCGGAUCUACCAGUGUCCCUGGCUCACUCCGCCACAGAAACUCAACGUUGAGAAAUGUAUACGCACUCUCAGCGAAGUCGCUAAGAGUCGCAGUAUAGCGAUUCCGUUGGAGCUGGAGGCGAAGAUCCAGACGGUGUUCGAGAAGGCGGCGGCGCUGUCCCGCCAGACCAGCAAGUGGCUGCUCGCCUCCAAGACCUCCAAGCUGGAGAAGAUGGCUUCGCAGACAAACCUCCAAAACGAUAGAUCUGUGAUGGAAGGCCUGCAAGAGAUAGUCGCGUUACUGGAGGAGCAGUUGCGACCCCUACUACAAGCCGAGCAGUCUCUGCUAGUUGACAUCUUGUACAAGCCGCAUCGGUUAUUCACCAGCCCGGGGGAACUAACGCACCCCGAUACGAGCGGAAUAUUUAUAUCGAGGUUAAUACGUCAUACGGAGAAGCUUCUAGAAGAGAAAGAAGAAAAGCUGUGCGUAAAGGUGUUACGGACGUUGCGGGAAAUGAUGGCCGUCGAUCCCGAAUAUGGAGAGAAGGGCAACCAGCUACGAAACAAGCUGCUCUCGCAGUACUUCGUGAACCGCAAGUCCGAGCCCAAGAUCCAGCCCGCCAGCGUCGCCGUCACUCACGGGCCCGGUGCAGACACUGUACCGCAACAGCCGAAAAGAGCGAAGGUCUUGCUGCGCACGGGACAGAGUCUGGCGCAGGUGCAGGCGCACCUGGACCGCGAGGGCGCCUCCGACCUGGUGGUCGAGCUGGUCAUCAAGAGCACUAACCGACCGGCUAUCUUCCUUGAAGCUAUACAGCUUGGAAUUGCGCUUCUAGAAGGCGGUAAUCCUAUAAUUCAGCACAGCAUCUUCACUAAAUUGCAGAAUGGUGAAAUAUCGCAAGCAUUUUUAAAGGUAUUCUACGAUAAAAUGCGUGAGGCCCAGCAAGAGAUUCGCUCACUGGCUGUAAGCAGCACCACCACCACUACCACCGACAAGCGGUCGUCUACAGAAAAGCAAAAAUCUAACAGUACUGAUGGUAAGGCGGUGGUAGGGCCCAUGGUGGUGGGCGAGGACAUGGACGACGAGGUGUCCGGCGCGUGCGGCGCGGCCGUGCACGCCUACUCCGACAUACACACCAUGUCGCACGGUACAACCGUCUUAGAAGAAAUUAUGGCAGAGAAAAAACGGGAAUCUGGCAAUUCGGACGUCCUGCCUGCUAAGGUGGCCGUUAUGCGACCAAUCUUGCGUUUCUUACAACUGCUGUGCGAGAACCACAAUCCCGACCUACAGAACCUCCUUCGCAACCAAAACAACAAGUCCAACUAUAACCUCGUCUCCGAGACUCUUAUGUUCCUGGACUGCAUCUGCGGAUCAACGACGGGCGGGCUCGGAUUGCUCGGACUCUACAUCAAUGAAGGCAACGUGGCACUUAUCAACCAGACCUUAGAAACACUCACAGAAUAUUGUCAAGGUCCUUGCCACGAAAAUCAAAACUGUAUAGCGACACACGAAAGCAACGGACUUGAUAUUAUAACGGCAUUGAUAUUGAACGACAUUAACCCCCUCGGCAAGACACGCAUGGACCUCGUACUGGAGCUAAAGAACAACGCCUCCAAGCUCCUGCUCGCUAUAAUGGAAUCUAGAAAUGACUCUGAGAACAACGCCGAAAGGAUCUUAUACAACAUGAAUCCUAAACAGCUGGUUGAUGUUGCGUGCUCAGCCUUCCAUCAGGAGAACUCUAUGGACCCCGAUUCCGAUUCCGAGGAUGACGCGCCCGUACAGGGUGUCUCUCCAAAGGAAGUGGGCCACAACAUCUACAUCCUGUGCCACCAGCUGGCGGCGCACAACAAGGAGCUGGCGGCGCUCGUGCGCGCCUCGCCCGCCGGCCUCGCCGCGCCCGCGCUGCAGUACUACCGCACGCACACCGCGCAGAUCGAGAUAGUCCGCACGGAUCGCAGCAUGGAGCAGAUCGUGUUCCCGAUCCCGGAGAUCUGCGAGUACCUGCCGGUGGACAGCAAGCACCGCGUGCUGCAGAGCGCAGAGCGCGACGACCAGGGCAGCAAGGUGGCGGACUUCUUCUCGCGCCUCGACAAUCUCUUCCACGAGAUGAAGUGGCAAAAGAAGCUGCGAGGCCAACCAUUCCUGUUCUGGGUGUCGUCCUACAUGUCGCUGUGGAGUAACAUAUUGUUCAACUUUGCCGUUUUGAUCAACGUGAUCGUCGCUUUCUACUACCCGUUCCAAGACGAGAACCCGAGGCUGGGCCAGCACCUGUCGCUGGUGGUGUGGUGCGCGUCGGGCGCGGCGGGCGCGCUGGUGACGUGGCUGCCGCGCGGCUCGGGCGCGCGCGCGCUGCUGGCCAGCGCCAUCGUGCGCCUCAUCUACUCCGCCGGGCCCGAGCCCACCAUGUGGAUGCUGGGCAUGCUCACCAUAGUAGUGAAGGGUAUUCACCUGGUGAGCAUAAUGGGCAACCAGGGCACGUUGUCCAAGUCGACGCGGAACGUGAUCACGGACCCCGAGCUGCUGUACCACGGCGUUUAUCUCGGUUUCUGCUUCAUGGGCAUAUGCUGGCAUCCAUUCUUUUUCUCAGUUCUGCUCCUAGACAUAGUAUACCGAGAAGAGACCUUGUUGAACGUGAUGCGAUCAGUCACUCGCAACGGGCGGUCCAUCCUACUGACGGCCGUACUGGCGCUGGUGCUGGUCUACAUGUUCUCCAUAGUAGGCUACAUGUUCUUCCGAGACCACUUCCUCGUCACCGUCGACCGGCUGGACGACGACCACGACCCGCGCUUCGAGCAGCGCGAGCAGUGCGGCGACGCGGGCUGCGGCGCGCCGGCCGGCAAGUACGCGCGGCCGGCGCGCUUCGUGUCGGUGGGCGGCGACCUGCGCGAGCGCAGCUGCGACUCGCUCAUCAUGUGCAUCGUCACCACGCUCAACCAGGGCCUGCGCAACGGCGGCGGCAUCGGGGACAUCCUGCGCGCGCCCGCCAGCUUCGAGCCCCUGUUCGUCGCACGCGUGGUGUACGAUCUACUGUUUUUCUUCGUGGUGAUCAUCAUCGUACUGAACCUCAUCUUCGGUGUGAUCAUCGACACCUUCGCCGAUCUUCGUAGCGAGAAGCAGCAAAAAGAACUUAUAUUGAAGAACACAUGUUUUAUAUGUGGGUUGAACAGGUCAGCCUUUGACAAUAAGACGGUCUCAUUCGAGGAACACAUAAAGAGUGAGCACAACAUGUGGCACUACCUGUACUUCAUGGUGCUGGUACGGGUCAAGGACCCCACCGAGUUCACCGGCCCCGAGAGCUACGUACACUCCAUGAUCAAGAGCAACAACCUGGAGUGGUUCCCGCGCCUGCGCGCGCUGUCGCUGGUGGGCGGCGGGGAGGGCGAGGGCGGCGAGCUGGAGCUGCGCAACCUGCAGGCGCAGCUCGAGCGCGCGCAGGCCGCCGUGCGCGCGCUCACCGACCUGCUCACCGACCUGCGCGACCAGAUGACGGAGCAGCGCAAACAGAAACAACGUAUCGGCCUGUUGAACUCGACCUCGGCGUAUCUCCAGAACUUGCAAAUGAACCUUCCGCCAUGAGCGACAUGCCGUUACUUCGACGCACCGGGUACUACGUUACAGUCCAUCAAAGUUUUUGUUUCGAUUUAACAGCUCAUAUAUUACGUAUAUUCGUCACCCAGAUUAUACUUAACAAGAAAUUUUCGAAUAGUUUAACGCUUAGAAUCUAAGAUACUUUAAGUAUUUUUAAUUUUUUUAACAAUCUCAUUUAUUUAAAUGAACACUCAUACUCAAGUCAUAUUUAUAAAGCUUCAAAACCGGUGCGUCUCGUGUACCAUCAGGCCUCGAUGACAAUCGCACAAAAAUAUAAUCACCUUGGUACGUUGUGGUACUCCUCGUAAAGAAAACAAGCAAUGACACUGACGUCGUCUAGCGGUCAAACGCACGAAGAAUGCGUGCGAAAUAUGAAAUACGUAAUACAAUAUAUAAUAAGACUAAUUCGUCUACUAGAAAAUGUUUUUAGAUUCGACUAGAUAUCACUAGAUAUAUUAACUAUAUUAACAUAUUUAUGGAUAUGUUUGGAGUGUGAUUUAAAAUGGAUUUGAUAGAAUAAACAUUCGUAUAGAAAUCUCUACAGUUUUCUAUUUCUUUUUUUGAUCGCUGCGACGUUCGAAUCUUAACAGAUUGUAUAUUUAAUAUACUUUUGACAAACUUAAAAUUUAAAAAAAAAAAUCGGGUAUAGAUUACGGUAAACUAUAGACAGCCAAAUUGAAGCAAUAAUUUUCAUGAUAAAGGUCUAGUUGUAUGAUAGAAACACAAUAAGAUAUUUAGAAAAAUAUAUUUUAAUGUUUAAGUCAUUAUAUCCAACAUUAAAAUUUAUCGACACGAGACUAGACAAAUCUCAUAUCCUUAGAAAAUUGUUUAAUAAAUAAUAGCAUUUUUUUUAUAAAUAAUCCAGAUUUUUUGCGACAAGAUAUGAAACUUUGUUCGUUAUUGUUCGUAGUUAAAGUUUAAUAUUGUUUCCGACGGGAUCUUAGAAUUUGAACCUUAAAUCGAUCAUUAUAAAGUUUAAUUCGUUAAUUUUGAAUAGUAAAUAAUAUCUUCCGAAUCUUAGUUCUAAAUCUCCUUAAUCUUAUUUUGUCUAUUUAAAAAGUUUAUAUUUAUUUUUAUAUGAAAUAUUUAGUUCUUCGCUUAAUUGUAAAAUUAUAUUUUUUAAAGUUAUUUUUCCUCAAAUAUGUUCGUGUUGUAACCGUUGUUUCUUCUUUGUUCAUUCUAUUCUCGAACUCAGUUACAAUAGAGUGUAAUUUUGUGUAGAGAAGAUACGUUUAAGGUUUUAUAUAAUUUUUCAACGAAGUCUCCCAAAAUUUUUAAUAUUUCGAUAGUGCAAUAUGACGUAGCUCAAAAUCCGUUAUCUGUAGUUAGGAGAAAUAUGAAAUUUUAUUUAAAAAAUCUUAUAAAGAUCUGAAACUUAUUACGAUAAAUCGUGCGUUUCAUAUAUUUUGUUGUAUCUGUGUGUUGUUUAGAUUGUAUGGAAUAGUUACGUUAGGUUUAGUUUUAAUAUUUUUUAUUUGACACAUUGGUUUAUAAAUGACAACUUUGUUUACUAUAAACAUCCCUGAAGUGGAAGUUAUAGUCUCUAUGCCUUGGCAAUAAGAGCUUCAUAAUUGGGUACAGACGAUUUCUGAGGGUUUUCUUCUUGAUUAUUUUAUAUAUGUUUUAGGAUGUUUGAAUGUUACUAUGACCUUGAAAUCAUAAAACAGUGCCAUGUGAAAGUAACAAUCGCUAUAGGAAUAAGUUGAUUUUUAACAAAACCAUUGCAUACUUAGCAUUCAUUAAAAGUUAACUGAAUUUCGAUCAAUCUCGGCUAAUCGUCUGAGAAUAUAUUUUAGUGUUUUUAUACUACUAAGUAUGCAUUAUAUAAACGUAAGGGAACAUAUAAGACGCCAAAUACUAGAGAUGUUAUGAGUUAUGAGUCAUUUUGUUGUACUUAAGAUGUUUAUUGUUUUGCUUAAAUUUCAAUUCUAUCUUGUUACUAUUAGAACUUUACCGUUUACACUAAAAUGUUAACAUUCCUUUAAUAUGAACCAACAAUCUCUUCAUAUUUUAUAUAUAUAUAUAUAUAUAAUUUUUUGUACAGAGAAUUUAUGUAAAUUUAAAAGAUCUUUAUUAAAUAGUAAAACUUCUUUUUUUAAUCUAAGAUUUACAAAGUUAUAUUUUUUCGACUUAAAAUAAUCGAACUUUUAAUAUAUUUACUAAUUAAAUUCUUGUAGUUGAAUGUGUGACCAAACUUGGAGUUUUCUACUUGUAGAGUUUUAAAUAUUUAAAUUUUAUACUUUCUCUAUGAAUAAAAAAAAAACUUCUUGCAUUAUUCUAUACAUUCCUCGUAUAUUUGUCUUUAUAUAUGAUAACAAUAUAUCCGUCUCGUGGAAUCUUCGCAUCAGUUCUCUAUUAGUAAUAAAGGAUUUAUUGUAAGUCUGUUACAAUGGCUGCAAAUAUGGUUUUGUUUAUGAAAUAUAAAAGUAUGGCACAAAAA
Vanessa tameamea is the source of this 10913-nucleotide messenger RNA. RefSeq names its product inositol 1,4,5-trisphosphate receptor (gene Itpr). Bases 224 to 8461 code for a protein of 2745 amino acids. Gene Ontology annotation, cellular component: membrane; endoplasmic reticulum. The transcript is spliced from 62 exons. Lineage: Eukaryota; Metazoa; Arthropoda; Insecta; Lepidoptera; Nymphalidae. Gene Ontology annotation, molecular function: inositol 1,4,5-trisphosphate-gated calcium channel activity; inositol 1,4,5 trisphosphate binding. Gene Ontology annotation, biological process: calcium ion transmembrane transport. The record is from RefSeq and is a predicted model, not a curated record.